Aspergillus versicolor CBS 583.65 is the source of this 1360-nucleotide messenger RNA. Its product is annotated as nitronate monooxygenase. The coding region runs from base 163 to 1230 and encodes 355 amino acids. The record is from RefSeq and is a predicted model, not a curated record. Lineage: Eukaryota; Fungi; Ascomycota; Eurotiomycetes; Eurotiales; Aspergillaceae. Gene Ontology annotation, molecular function: nitronate monooxygenase activity. The transcript is spliced from 4 exons.
UGCGACUCCGCCUCGGUUGCCCGAGCGCCCCUGCUCUAUAAUUGUUCUUCAGGUCUCUUCCACCUGUCACUUUGACACUUACUCCCAUCUUCAUACAUUUCACGGACUCUUUCUCUCUCCCUCCCAGAACUAAAUAAUUUUUAUACCCAUAUCUACCUCAUCAUGGCUUCCCCUCAGAAAAUCCAGACUACCCUCACUGAUCUGCUCAAGAUCAACCACCCCGUCCUGCUGGCAGGUAUGAACGUGGCUGCCGGGCCCAAGUUGGCCGCGGCUGUCACUAACGCUGGUGGUCUCGGUGUCAUCGGAGGUGUUGGAUACACCCCUGAGAUGCUGCGUGACCAGGUUGCCGAGCUCAAGAGCUACCUGAAGGACAAGAACGCCCCCUUCGGUGUCGACCUUCUGCUUCCUCAAGUCGGUGGAAGCGCGCGCAAGACAAACUACGAUUACACAAAGGGAAAGCUGAACGAGCUCGUCGAUAUCAUCAUCGAGAGCGGUGCCAGUCUCUUCGUUUCCGCUGUCGGUGUUCCCCCCAAGGCCGUUGUCGACAAGCUUCACCAGCACGGAAUCCUAUACAUGAACAUGAUUGGUCACCCCAAGCACGCGCAAAAGGCCAUUGAUAUCGGUGCCGACAUCAUCUGCGCCCAGGGUGGUGAGGGUGGUGGUCACACUGGUGACGUUCCCACGACAGUUCUCAUUCCCACUGUUGCCAAGAUCUGUGAAGGCAAGAUCAGCCCCUUCACUAAGAAGCCCGUCCAGGUUGUUGCUGCUGGUGGUCUGUUCAACGGUAACUCGCUUGCUGCUGCUCUUAUGCUUGGUGCUUCUGGCGUCUGGGUCGGCACCCGUUUCAUUCUUGCCGAGGAGGCUGGUGCCCCCAAGGCUCACCAGGAGGCCGUCCGCACUUCUGGCUUUGAGGACAACAUCCGCACCAUCAUUUUCACUGGUCGUCCCCUGCGUGUGCGCAAGAACGAGUACAUCCUCAACUGGGAGAACAACCGUGCCGAGGAAAUCAAGCAGCUUACUUCCAAGGGUAUCAUCCCUGUUGAGCACGACAUGGAGAACAUCCCCGAUGAUGUUGAUGAUGAAUAUCUCGAGAACGCCCGCCCAUAUCUGAUGGGCAAGGUCGCUGCUGUGGUCAACGAGAAGAAGUCCGCCAAGGCUAUCGUUGAUGAGCUCGUUGACGACGCCGCCGUUCUUCUGUCCAAGGGCAACAAGAUGCUUGCCAAGCUGUAAAUACUUUAACAUUUCUUUGAUAUAUCCCAUUGGGCGGUGAACUCAUACCCGCUAUGCAUGUACAGUUGGUGUUAUGACUAGUUAUAGCAUUAUGACCAUAUUAAACAUUUCAUUUUCAUUUUGUUUUGCC